AGCAUGUAAUGAAUUCUGCUAGCAAGUUGUCCCUGCGUGAUAAAAUAUUUAGGCAUCUGUCCAAUGUGCCCAAUAGAUGCCAGCAAACGGAAAUUGUUUCUUGUAAACAAAUCUGCGAGCAAAACACCGAUAACCGUACUAUCAAUGUCGAUUCAGAUACAGAUUCCGAAGGAUCUCUAGAUGAUCAUUUAGUUAAUUUGGAAGAUAUCGAUUUGGACUCACAGUUUUUCAGUCAAGAUUACAACAAACCAACCCAAGUGUCAAUUACAUCCGGCAUUGAUGUUGAAAAGGAAGAACAGGAUUACGAUUCCAAUUUAGAUUUGUGCAAUACAGAAGAAACUAGAAUAGUAUAUGAAAAGCUAACUCAACUAGCUAAUCACGAACGAACGCAUAACGAAACGAGAGAGCUACUUCGGAAAACCGGUGUUAGAAUAAAAACUGAACCGAUAAGCGAAUGUCUUACUAAUCACAUUGUAAUCGAGGAUGAUUCUGAAGAAGAAUGGGUAAGGAUCGAGAACAGCAAUGAAGAAAAACCAACAAACAGUGUUGAGGUACUGAUUGGGCAAGGACCAAAAAAAUGCGCAAAAAUUUUAGACGUUGACGCCCAGUUUAAAAGACUACUGCAGAACCAAAAACGCGAAAAGCAAUUAAUACUGCAUAAAACACAUUUACUCUGUCUGUUGGGGCAUGGUUUUUACCUUAAUAGGUUAGUUAACGAAAUGGUGCUAAAUCACGGACAGAAGCUUUUGGAGAUAUUACAGUAUGUCAGUGAAGACAUUCUGGAAAAUUUGAAUUUUGAUACCCUGAAACGGAUCUGUAAUGCCUAUAGAGCCUUGAUUAAACUGCAACCAACAUCACAAAAGUCUGAUAAUCACAAGAGUUUUUGCACAGAUAUAUUUACUGAUAACUAUUUACUAAUAACUUCCAAAGAAUUUUACGUCAUGCUGUUUACAGCGGUACUCCGAUUUCUUAGUUUCGAAGUUCGUUUGGUCUUAUGUUUGAACGUUUUACCUAAAAGCGUUUCCCCGAACAAAAAUAAAUCUCAAACAAAAGCCAAUCACAAUGUGAAAGCAAGCAGCAAAUCAAAUGAUUGCACAUCAGACGAUAGGGAACGUUAUCCCGAUGUCCCACUCACAACCACAGAAAUUUUGAAACGAAAGCCAGAGCUAGCUCAUUUUUCUCAAAUUCCACAAAUGGAUGGUAUUGAUGAUCACAUUGAAGAAAAGCGACCUCGCCUGUGUGAGGUAUCAGAUUCCAAACCUAAAUUGUGGAAACUGAAAAGGUUGAAUAACAUCGUUGCAUUGAAGUCAACUUUGAAUCAUCCAAAAUCAAGAACUACGUCAGAUAUAAAGUCACCGUACUUCUCGCAAGUUCCAAAGAAAACAAACAAAAAGGGCUCUGUGAAUCCGGUAAAUCGAAAUCCAGCUCUCUCGAUUUGGAUAGAAGUUAUGCUCGACAAGCGGUGGCACCCGGUAGAUAUUCUUUCUGGAAAUGUAGAUUGUCUCGACUAUAUAAUCAAUGCUUUACCGCAACCACCGGCUUACAUUUUUGGAUGGUGUGGCGACGAAACGUUACACGAUGUCACCCCGCGUUACUGGUGGCGAAACGAAGUGGGAGCUCGUAAGCUUCGAAUAUCGGAUAAAUGGCGGCAUCCCGUGAUUUUACAUUUUGGAAGAAAAAGAAAAGACCUUCGUGACUUGCUUGAUGUACGAGAAUUCCGCCAGCUACGAUAUCGUGCACCAAUUCCGGACAAAGUUUCAGAGUUCAAAAAUCAUCCAUCUUAUUGCCUCAAAAGAGAUCUGCUAAAAUUUCAAGCAAUCUAUCCGGUUGACGCUCCACCGCUGGGAUUUUUCCGGGGAGAACCAAUCUACGCAAGAGAGUGCGUACAUACGCUACACUCCCGGGAAGUAUGGUUGAGGCAUGCGAAAACUAUUCGCCUGUACGAACAACCGUACAAAAUUGUCUCGUCCAAACUGAAGCGGGAGAAAACCGAUUUGGAACUGUUCGGUUACUGGCAAACGGAAGAAUACAUACCACCGGAAGCACAGAACGGACGCGUUCCGCGGAAUGCUUAUGGUAAUAUAGAAAUAUUCAAGGAUUGCAUGUUGCCCAAAGGGACAGUUCAUUUGAAGCAGAUCAACAUAUCAAAAAUCUGCCGCCGGUUAAAAGUAGACUAUGCUACGGCUGUGGUUGGCUUUGGUGUACACGCUGGUGGCAACCAUCCGGUCUUUGAAGGCAUUGUCAUUUGCAAGGAGUUUGAAGAGCAUGUGUUACAAGAAUACGAACGGGACAAACUAGAGCAAGAGCAAAGAAAACAUCUGCACCGCGAGAGAACUAUUUAUGCAAACUGGCGGAAGUUAAUCAAAGGAAUGCUAAUUCGAAGUAGAUUGAAGCAUAAAUAUAAUUUCGAAAAUCUGUGA
Molecule: messenger RNA, 2420 nt
Organism: Sabethes cyaneus
Lineage: Eukaryota; Metazoa; Arthropoda; Insecta; Diptera; Culicidae
Product: DNA repair protein complementing XP-C cells homolog
Exons: 3
Coding region: 9-2420 (803 amino acids)
Biological process (GO): nucleotide-excision repair; mismatch repair
Cellular component (GO): nucleus; cytoplasm; XPC complex
Molecular function (GO): single-stranded DNA binding; damaged DNA binding
Source: RefSeq, a predicted model, not a curated record